Messenger RNA from Xyrichtys novacula (pearly razorfish), 2515 nucleotides. Lineage: Eukaryota; Metazoa; Chordata; Actinopteri; Labriformes; Labridae. The record is from the annotation of a GenBank genome assembly.
AGUUCGUUUACAAGUCAACAAGAAAAUGAGAAAGUUUUUUCUGUUUCUGCUUUUUUGUCACGUUUCAUCACCAGGUAACGUCAAGUUCAAGUAUUUUUUUAACGCCUAUUAAUUUUGCUGUUUAAAGCUGCUGUGUACACCUUUAUUCUUAUGUUGUUGGGUUUUCUUUUACUUCCUUCAGUGAAACACUCCCUCAAGUUUUUCUUUACUGGAUCUUCUGGGAUCCCAGAUUUGCCUGAUUUUGUUGGAGCUGCUGAGGUGGACCAAAUUCAGACAGCUUACUGUGACAGUAACAAAAAGUUGAAGCCAAGACAGGAUUGGGUGAAAAAAAUAGUCCGUUAUGAUCGUCAACAGUUGAACUGGUACAAAGAAGAAUGUUUCGUAAUCCAACCUAACUUCUUGAAAGCCACGAUCAAUUAUUUGAUGGAGCGCCUCGGUCAGAGUGAAGGUAGGCUAAUAAAAUUGCUUUACUACCCAGAAUAUAAUCAGCACAUCUUCACAUAAGUAAGGGCUUUCAAAGACACCAGGAAAAAAAACACGUUUCUGUGUUAAACAUCUUUCUCAUUUGAGGUAUCAUCCGUACAUCAUUGUUAACUGCAGUCUGUGUCUCCCUCUUUCAGGUGUUCACGUCUUACAAAGAAUAAGUGGCUGUGAGUGGGAUGAUGAGACUGGAGAGACUGACGGUUUCAUGCGCUUUGGUUAUGAUGGAGAGGACUUCUUAACAUUUGAUGUGAAAAGUCUGACAUGGAUCGCUCUGACACCAAAGGCUGUCUCUACAAAAUUCAGCUGGGAUACUGAUAAAAGUAGAAUAAAACACUACGAGAACUACCUCACUCAGGUUUGUCCGGAGUGGCUGAAGAAGUAUGUGGAAAUUGGCAAAAACUCACUGAGGAGAAAAGGUAGGAUCAAAUGAAAAGAGUUUAUGUUGCUCAGAGCCCCAAACUUUCAGUGGGAUUAACUUUAAUCCAAAGAAACAAUAUCGACCUGAACACACCGUUAAUCUCUCUCUUUUUCUCUCUCCUCAGACCUCCCCUCAGUGUCUCUCCUCCAGAAGUCUCCUUCCUCUCCGGUCACCUGCCACGCUUCAGGUUUCCACCCCAACAAAGCCCUGAUGUUCUGGAGGAAAGAUGGAGAGGAGCUUCAUGAGGAGGUGGACCUCGGAGAGACCCUCCUGAACCACGACGGAUCCUUCCAGAUGAGUGCUGACCUGAACAUUACAUCUGUCGAACCUGAAGACUGGGGGAGGUAUGAAUGUGUGUUUCAGCUCCAUGGAGUGAAGGAGAACAUCAUCACCAAACUGGACAGAGCAGCGAUCAGGACCAACUUGGGAAAAUCUUUGUCUCUUGAAGCUAAUAGUGAGAAACAUAUUUGUUAUGAUUACUUUAUGAUAUUUCCUUUUCUUAUUGCCGUAACUUUUCUGAUUUUCUGAUUUGUGACUCUUGAAUGUCAAGACUGUUUGUGUUUGUGAAAAUCUGAAAAGCAAUACAACUGCUGGGUAAUACAAAUAAUACAAAACAUAGUUCUCAUUUAAGACUGAUAUCAGUGUUCACUUAAACAUACUCAUAUCCCAGUUCAACCCCGGUUCACUCUGAGUUUUCUUCUAAUGAAUGCUUCUCCUCUGACCUGUUUUGUAAUCUGUUCUGUUUGUGUAUUUGUUGUUGGUGUUGUUCUGUCGUCCACAGAUGAGGGUCCAAAACGGGUCUCAGUUGUGGGUGCUGUUGUGGGUGUUUUUAUUCUGGUCCUUGUCUGCGCUGUUUUUGGAUUCAUUCAUAACAAAAAGAAGACACGUCGGCUGAGCCCUGGAACAACCCAGAGAAGUUCAGCCCCUGAUCCACAUCAAGAGGAAGGAGAGAGGUUAAACCCAUGAGUUCGUUAAGUCUUCUACAAUAAGAGGGGUUUUGUUGUGACCUUUAAAAACUGUGAGAUAGAAGAUUGACUCCUUCUGUGUUUUUCUGCCAUGAGGGCCAGAUCUGAUAGGAGGGUUUUUACACACAGACAAGAAGAACCAGUGUUGGCAUCUCACGGGACAGUUACUUCCGUGAGUCUUGUGUUAACAGGUUUAAAAAAAGGAGCAUCGCUAUCUUCAUCAAGAUGAUGAACAAGAUAGAAUAAAACUGGCGUUUCAGGUGAACUGCACAAACAGUCCCUGAAUACUAAAAAUAUUUGACUGAACUUAAAACGGUUGAUCAAACUCAUACACAAGUCAAGAAAAAACCUUUUAAUUUUUUCACAUAUAACACAAAACAACCGUUAAGUUUCCUGCAUUUUUAAAAAGAAUAACAAUUUUACAUGGUGUCUUUUACCACAGACCAGCUAAACAAAUGCAGGUCAAUCAUUACCAAAGCAGUUUGAACUUGUUUAAGUGUAAAAAGCUUCUGUGUUCAUUUGUAAAUAUAAAUGAAUUAGUUUGUUUUUAUUUUAAAGAGAAAAUGAACCUUUAUAUGAUAUGUUUUUGUACAGAUGUUGCAUUUUUGUCAAAUAAAUAUAUUCUUGUAAUAUGUUUUUGCUUUGUUUU